This is a messenger RNA of Phoenix dactylifera (date palm), 823 nucleotides long. RefSeq lists its product as uncharacterized. The record is from RefSeq and is a predicted model, not a curated record. NCBI's taxonomy places the organism in Eukaryota, Viridiplantae, Streptophyta, Magnoliopsida, Arecales, Arecaceae.
ACCGGCAGCAUCUCAUUCCCAUCUUUUUGCCAGCCUCUUUAUAUAUACACUCUCCUUCCAGCUGUGUGAUCAAAGCUCACCAAAACAAUCUACUUUCCUCCAUUCAUAUCUUCCUCAAAUUCAGAGUACUUACACACAGAGAGAAGAGAUGCGCUCUGCAAGCAAGGCUUCUUUGAUAGUGGCAGCGAGCAUGGCGGCGGUGGAAGCUCUCAAGGAUCAAGCAGGGCUGUGCCGUUGGAACUAUGCCAUCAGAUCUCUCAACCAGCAAGCCAAGAACAACAUCCGUUCCUUCCCUCAGACCAGGAGGGUGUCUUCUUCUUCUUCUUCUUCUUCUGACAUUGAGAGGAGGAAAGGAUCGGAGGGGGCCGAUGAGAAGGCCAAGCGAUCGGAGGAGGCGCUGAGAAAAGUCAUGUACUUGAGCUGUUGGGGUCCUAAUUAGGACUUCGGAAGCAGGGGAGACCCAAAAAUAUAACAAGUCUCUAUUUGGGUGUCUCCGCAUCUGACUAUUUUAGUACUUUGUAAAUAUGAUGAGCCUUGAGAUAUACUGCGAUUUUUUGAAAUGGCCUUCGUAUGUUUUUGUUUCCACCCGAACUGCAGUUCGAGAUUUUUUCACUUGUGUGGCUAUGCGAUCUUUGAAUUCCGAUAUGAACCCAUUAAAUGGCUGAGGCAUUUGAUUUUGAUCAGUCCUCUCUAGGAUGCAGUGGACUGGAGGAAGUCAGAGGACCAAAUUGAGAACACUUUAAUACCAACGCCUUACCGGAUACAUGUAAUGUCUCAUUUUAUGUAGUUAUCUUUGAGCACCUGAAUGUGUGCCUUCGCGGAA